Messenger RNA from Drosophila hydei, 3593 nucleotides. RefSeq names its product calpain-B. Gene Ontology annotation, molecular function: calcium-dependent cysteine-type endopeptidase activity; calcium ion binding. NCBI's taxonomy places the organism in Eukaryota, Metazoa, Arthropoda, Insecta, Diptera, Drosophilidae. Gene Ontology annotation, cellular component: cytoplasm. Gene Ontology annotation, biological process: proteolysis. The transcript has 2 exons. Bases 188 to 2950 code for a protein of 920 amino acids. The record is from RefSeq and is a predicted model, not a curated record.
AUAUUUCUCCCAUUUAAAACGUAUUUUCCUCAGUCGAGUCAGCAGUUUUCACAGAACAGCGUCGAGCUGCGUUCCCUGUAAUAGUUGUUUAUAAUUUCAUUAGCUGCGUAAAUCGAUUAUUAUAUAUUAUAGAAAAGAGAAUAUAUUUAAGAAAAAGUUAAUUAAAUAUAUUAAAAACUGUUCAACAAUGUACGGCAUUGAUAAUUAUCCAAAAAAUUAUCAUGCCAGUGGCAUUGGCCUUGUCAAUUUGGCAGCCCUGGGAUACAACAAGAAUGAAGUCAGCGACGACACGCAAAGCAAGCCGAAGUCAGGGCUUUACCCCUCGCUGCCCUAUCCGACAUCGGAGUCCGUGGGUGGCAUGCCAUAUGUGGUGAAGCAAACGGCCCAGUCACAGAAUGCAUCGUAUCAAGGCAUGUCGCAGCCAUCGGCGACACCAUAUCCAAACGCUGGCAUUUAUCCCAAUCUUCCUGCGAUGCCGUUGCCGUAUCCAUCCACACCGCUGGCGCCUAUACCAAGUGCGUCGCCAUAUCCGAGUGCCUCACCAUAUCCGAGUGCCAUGCCUUAUCCGAGCUCAACGCCUUAUCCCAGUGCAAUGCCCUAUCCGAGUGCGACGCCCUAUCCGAGUGGCCCACCGUCGCUACCCUAUCCAAUGGCUGGAGGAAUGGGCAUGCCAGGCAUGCCCAUGCCCUACGCACCCUUGCCUACAAGCCCGGCACCGCAAUCUAUUUACCCAUCGAUGCCAACGCCAUCUGCGCCGCCACCAAAUGAGCCUACGCCUGAGGAGGAGCCAUCCGUGGGCGUACAGGAGCUGCAGUUCACCAGUGUGAAGGUGCCCGAGAAUCAAAACAUGUUCUGGAUGGGUCGCAAGGCGAAUACCACGCGUCAGCGUAGCAUCCAAGGUGACGACUUUGCCACGCUGCGUGAGUCAUGUGUGUCCAACAACACGUUGUUCGAGGAUCCCGACUUUCCGGCCAACAAUGAUUCACUUAUGUUCUCGCGUCGUCCGGAUCGCUACAUCGAAUGGCUGCGCCCUAGCGAAAUAGUGGAUGAUCCGCAGUUCUUUGUCGAGGGCUACUCGCGUUUCGAUGUGCAGCAGGGUGAGCUUGGCGAUUGCUGGCUCUUGGCUGCCGCAGCGAAUCUGACGCAGGACUCGAAGCUCUUCUUCCGCGUGAUACCGCCGGAUCAGGACUUCCAAGAGAACUAUGCGGGCAUCUUUCAUUUCAAGUUCUGGCAAUAUGGUAAAUGGGUAGAGGUCGUUAUCGACGACCGUCUGCCCACCUACAAUGGGGAGCUGAUAUACAUGCACUCAACUGAGAAAAACGAAUUCUGGAGCGCGCUACUGGAGAAAGCAUAUGCCAAGUUGCAUGGCUCCUAUGAAGCCCUAAAGGGCGGAACCACUUGCGAAGCCAUGGAGGACUUUACGGGCGGUGUCACCGAGUGGUAUGAUAUCAAGGAUGCUCCUCCCAAUCUGUUCAGCAUCAUGACUAAGGCAGCGGAGCGUGGUUCAAUGAUGGGCUGCUCCCUGGAACCCGAUCCACAUGUGCUGGAGGCUGAGACGCGCGAGGGUCUGAUACGUGGACAUGCGUACUCCAUAACCAAGGUCUGCAUGCUGGACAUAUCGACGCCCAAUCGUCAGGGCAAGCUGCCCAUGAUACGCAUGCGUAAUCCUUGGGGCAACGAUGCCGAGUGGAGCGGUCCCUGGAGCGACAGUUCGCCCGAAUGGCGCUUUAUUCCGGAGCACCAGAAGGAGGCGAUUGGUUUGAACUUCGAUCGUGAUGGCGAGUUCUGGAUGUCCUUCCAGGACUUCCUCAAUCACUUUGAUCGCGUUGAAAUCUGCAAUCUCUCGCCCGACUCACUUACCGAGAAUCAGGAGCAGAGUUCACGCCGCAAGUGGGAGAUGUCCAUGUUUGAAGGCGAGUGGACGUCGGGUGUCACGGCGGGCGGCUGUCGCAACUUUUUGGAAACCUUCUGGCACAAUCCACAGUACAUUAUCUCACUGGAGGAUCCCGACGAAGAGGACGACGACGGCAAGUGCACGGUGAUUGUUGCGCUUAUGCAAAAGAAUCGUCGCAGCAAACGAAACGUGGGCAUCGAUUGCCUGACCAUUGGCUUUGCCAUUUACCAUCUGACAGAUCGCGAUAUGGAGCAGAAGCCCCAAGGGCUUCACUUCUUCAAAUAUCGUGCUUCGGUGGCUCGUUCUCCACAUUUCAUAAAUACGCGUGAGGUUUGCGCACGAUUCAAGCUGCCUCCAGGUCACUAUUUGAUUGUGCCCUCGACCUUUGAUCCAAAUGAGGAGGGCGAGUUCAUUAUACGUGUCUUCUCCGAGACUAUGAACAACAUGGAGGAGAACGAUGACGAGGUGGGCUUCGGCGAGACAGACGAUCGCAUUGCGCCCGCUCUGCCGCCUCCCACACCCAAGGACGAAGACGAUCCACAGCGUAUUGCGCUCAAGCGUCUCUUCGACAGCGUUGCGGGUAGCGACGAGGAAGUGGACUGGCAAGAGCUCAAACGCAUUUUGGAUCACUCGAUGCGCGAUGUCAUGGUCGGCACCGAUGGUUUCUCCAAGGAUGCUGUACGCUCCAUGGUGGCCAUGCUCGACAAGGAUCGUUCGGGUCGCCUGGGCUUCGAUGAGUUUGAAGCUCUCCUAACAGACAUUGCCAAGUGGCGCGCUGUAUUCAAGUUGUACGACACGCGCCGCUCGGGCAGCAUCGACGGCUUCCAUCUGCGUGGAGCACUCAACUCGGCGGGCUAUCAUCUAAACAAUCGGCUGCUCAAUGCGCUGGCCCAUCGCUACGGCUCGCGGGAGGGCAAGGUGCCCUUCGAUGACUUCCUGAUGUGCGCCAUCAAAGUGAAGACCUUUAUUGAGAUGUUCCGCGAACGCGAUACAGACAAUUCCGAUACUGCAUUCUUUAACCUAGACGAUUGGCUAGAGCGCACCAUCUACUCCUAGAGAGGUAUAUCCAAUCCCAGUCAGACCAGUCACAAUUCAUACUAAUCCGAAGUGCCACAUUUACUUACAUACCAAUACAACUAUAUAGAUGCUAUUCAGAUGAUGCACAGCUGCAAGUCCAUGACGCAGACAGAGCUUAUCAAAUAACAAACGAAUGCUACAGUGAGACCACAACAAAGCGGAAAUACAAAAUCGUGUGUACAUUAAUUAUAUUGACCUUCAGCUGAACAGCGCUUGACGAUAAACGCGAAAGAGCGAGGGAAGAGCGCAACCAUAAAUAAAACCAGAAACUCAGCAGAACUUGCCGGUUGUUUACAAAGAUAUUAUAUAGAUACUAUAUGGCUCACACACGCAUACACAUAUAUAUAUAUCAUAUUUAUAUAGUGUGUAUCUAUGAGUAAUGACUAAAUCAAACUGGGUCUACAUUCACAUUCUAUGCAAUAGCCAAAAGUCGCCGCCAGUACAAAAUGAUAUGUGCUUUAUACAAAAAAGAAUCCAGCAGUAUAUAAAUUUUACUACAAUUAUAUAUAUAUCUAUAUAUAUAUCUAUACAUUAAAUCAGCUGAUUGUAUAUUAUUUACUAUUUUUGCAAUGUGUUUUGUUAUGUAUUUGUUCAGGUGCUCGAAAAGCUAAUCGAUCAAAAA